Molecule: messenger RNA, 8526 nt
Organism: Cynocephalus volans (Philippine flying lemur)
Lineage: Eukaryota; Metazoa; Chordata; Mammalia; Dermoptera; Cynocephalidae
Gene: FYCO1
Product: FYVE and coiled-coil domain autophagy adaptor 1
Exons: 18
Coding region: 270-4688 (1472 amino acids)
Biological process (GO): plus-end-directed vesicle transport along microtubule; positive regulation of autophagosome maturation
Cellular component (GO): late endosome; autophagosome; lysosome
Molecular function (GO): metal ion binding
Source: RefSeq, a predicted model, not a curated record
CUGAUACAAGGGCUACACAGGCCAGGUACGAGGGAUGUCAGGCCAGGUGGCGUCUGCACACCCAGUCUGAGCCGGACUCUGGGUAGCUGGAGGCUGCAAACCUGCCGACAAGGGGGACCCUGCCAGGCAAGCCAGGCUUUUCUCAGGUCCAGAAGCCCUGACGGAGCUGCCAUGGAAUCUGACCACUGCUGACCAGACAGCCACGGAGGGCUGAAGUUCUAAGCCUUUUUCCCAACCCAGGCAGGAGGCACCCAGCCAAGAAAGGCACCAUGGCUUCUACCAGCAUGGAGAGCCAGCUCCAGAGAAUCAUUCGAGAUUUGCAAGAUGCUGUGACGGAACUAAGCAAAGAAUUUAAGGAAGCAGGGGAACCCAUCACAGAUGACAGCACCAGUUUGCAUAAGUUCUCUUAUAAACUUGAGUAUCUCCUACAAUUCGAUCAGAAAGAAAAGGCCACCCUUCUGGGCAACAAGAAGGACUACUGGGAUUACUUCUGUGCCUGCCUGGCCAAGGUGAAAGGAGCUAAUGAUGGGAUCCGGUUCGUAAAGUCUAUCUCGGAGCUUCGAACAUCUCUGGGGAAAGGAAGAGCAUUUAUUCGCUACUCCUUGGUGCACCAGAGGCUGGCGGACACCUUACAGCAGUGCCUCAUGAACACCAAAGUAACGAGCGACUGGUACUAUGCAAGGAGCCCCUUUCUGAAGCCAAAGCUGAGCUCUGACAUUGUGGGCCAUCUCUAUGAGCUGACUGAGGUCCAGUUUGACCUGGCAUCAAGGGGCUAUGACUUGGAUGCCGCCUGGCCAACAUUUGCCAGGAGGACACUGGCCACUGGCUCUUCUGCCUACAUGUGGAAACCCCCCAGCCGAAGCUCCAGCAUGAGCAGUUUGGUGAGCAACUACCUGCAGACUCAAGAGAUGGCCUCCAGCUUCGACCUGAACAGUCCCCUAAACAAUGAGGCAUUGGAGGGCUUUGAUGAGAUGCGGCUGGAGCUGGACCAGUUGGAGGUGCGGGAGAAGCAGCUACAGGAGCGCCUGCAGCAGCUGGAUGGAGAGAACCAGGAGCUGAGGGCAGCUGUCAGCUCUCAGGGGGAGCAGCUAAAGAUGGAGAGGGAGAGGGGGCGUACUGCAGCGGAAGACAACAUUCGCCUCACUCGCAUGGUGGCUGAACUCCAGAAACACUGGGAGGUCACCCAAGCCACCCAGAACACUGUGAAGGAGCUGCAGAUGUACCUGCAGGCCCUGGAGCUGGGUGCAGCAGAAAAGGAGGAAGACUGCCACUCAGCCCUGCAACGGCUGGAGUCCAUGCUGCAGCCCUUGGUGCAGGAGCUUGAGGCUGCACAGGACUCACUGAGCAGGAAGAACCAGCAUUCUGCCAGUGUCCGAGACUGGCUGGCCACAGCUGAGCAGAAGGCAGAUACAGCACUGGGCACAGAGGGGCAGCAAGAGCCCAUUACUGGUGACUCAGCCCUGGAGAUUCAGAGGCUGGAGGAGAAGCUUCGAGCACUAGAAGGGGAGAGCUCCAAGGUCCAGGAGCUCAACAAGCAACAGACCACCCAAUUGGAGCAGCUGGCCAAGCAGCUGCAGCUGAAGGAGGAGGCCCGUGCCAGCCUGGAGCGGAUGGUGGAAGAGAUGGCCCCACUCCGGGAAGAGCUGUCUGGGAAGGGGAAGGAGGCAGCCCAGCUCCAGCGACAGCUUCAGGAGUCACUGGCACACUUGAGCUCCCUGGAGGAGGAGCUGGCAGAGGUUAGGCGGGAGGAACAGCGGCAGCAGGAGGAGAAGGAGCUGCUGGAGCAGGAGGCCAGGUCUCUGACCCGGCAGCUGCAGCUCCUGGAGACCCAGCUGGCCCAGGUGAGCCAGCAUGUGAGUGACCUGGAGGAGCAGAAGAAGCAGCUCAUCCAGGACAAAGACCACCUCAGCCAGAAGGUGGGGACACUGGAGCGGCUUGCUGAGCAGCCAGGCCCAGAGCUGCCCUUGAUGGGUGAUAAGAGCAAGGCUUUGGUCCUCCUGAACUCCACCCUGCAACAAGCCUGCAAGAUGCCAGAGGAGGGGCAGAGGGGCCUUCCAGAGGUAGAGAUCAACGAUACCAAGGUGCAAGGGGGUGACCAGGAGGAGAAGCUUCAACAGGCCAACAGGGAGCUGGAGAAGGAACUGCAGAAUGUGACUGGGCGCAACCAGCUCCUGGAGGGCAAGCUGCAGACCCUGCAGGCGGAUUACCAGGCUCUGCAGCAGCGGGAGGCAGCCAUCCAGGGCUCCCUGGCCUCCCUGGAGGCCGAGCAGGCCAGCAUCCGGUGCUUGGGUGACCAGAUGGAGGCGAGCCUCCUGGCUGUAAGGAAGGCCAAGGAGGCCAUGAGAGCCCAGGUGGCAGAGAAGGAGGUUGCCCUGCAGAGCAAGGAGGGUGAGUGCCAGCAACUGCGAGAGGAGGCAGAGCAGUGCCGGCAGCUAGUAGAGGCCCGGGACCAGGAGCUCAGGGUUCUUGAGAGCCAGUGCCACCAGCAGACCCAGCUGAUUGAGGCCCUCACAGCAGAAAAAGGCCAGCAGGUGCUCGGCCCACCCCCAGAUGGUACAGCCUAUGAGCUAGCAGCCCAGCUGGCCCUGUCUCAGCCACAGCUGGAAGUCCAUCAGGGGGAGACCCAGCGGCUGCAGGCUGAGGUGGUAGACCUCCAGACCAAGCUCCAGGCAGCACUGGAUGACCGGGACAAGGUACAGAGCCACCUGAGUGUGGCCGAGGCAGUCCUGAGGGAGCACAAGACCCUUGUGCAGCAGCUGAAAGAGCAGAACGAAGCCCUCAACAGGGCCCACAUCCAGGAGCUGCUGCAGUGCUCAGAGCGUGAAGGGGCGCUUCAAGAGAAGAGGGCCAGUGAGGCGCAGCAAAGGGAGGAGGAGCUGCGGGCCCUGCGGGAGGAGCUGUCACAGGAGAAAUGCAGCUCCCAGGACGCCCAGCUGGAGCAUGUGGAGCUGCAGGAGCAGCUGCACCAGGCCAACACGGAUACUGCUGAGCUUGGCAUCCAAGUCUGUGCACUGACUGCAGAGAAGGCACGGGUGGAAGGGGCACUGGCCUGUGCUGCCCAGGAACUUCGGGACUCCAAAGAGGCAGCCUCAAGGGAGCGAGAGGGCCUGGAGUGCCAAGUGGCAGGGCUGCAGCAAGAAAAGGAGAUCCUGCAGGAGAAGCUGAAGGCAGCUGAGGAGGCAGCCAACUCACUACCUGGCUUGCAGGCCCAGCUGACCCAGGCUGAGCAGCAGGUCCAGAGCCUCCAGGAGACUGCACAUCAGGAGCUCGACACCCUCAAGUUCCAGCUGAGUGCUGAGAUCAUGGACUACCAGAACAGACUUAAGACCACCAGUGAAGAGUGCAGGAGCCUCAGGGGCCAGCUGGAGGAGCAAGGCCAGCAGCUACAGGCCGCCAAGGAGGCUGUAGGGAAUCUGAAGGCCACCCAAACAGACAUGGAAGAGAAGCUGAGCUUCACCAGCAAACAUCUUACAGAGUGCCAGGCCGCCCUGCUGAAGAAGGAGAAGGAGGGGACCAUCCUGCGUGAAAACCUGGAGAGGACCCAGAAGGAACUUGAAAAAGCCACAACAAAAAUCCAAGAGUAUUACAACAAACUCUGCCAGGAGGUGACAAACCGGGAGAGGAAUGACCAGAAGAUGCUCGCUGACCUGGAUGACCUGAACAGAACCAAGAAGUACCUCGAGGAACGGCUGAUAGAGCUGCUGAGGGACAAGGAUGCUCUCUGGCAGAAGUCAGAUGCCCUGGAAUUCCAGCAGAAGCUCAGUGCUGAGGAGAGGUGGCUUGGGGACAUGGAGGUGAGCCACUGCCUCGACUGCAAGCGGGAAUUCAGCUGGAUGCUGCGGCGGCAUCACUGCAGAAUAUGUGGCCGUAUCUUCUGUUACUACUGCUGCAACAACUACAUCUUGAGCAAGCACAGUGGCAAAAAGGAGCGCUGCUGCCGGGCCUGUUUCCAGAAGCUCAGUGAAGGCCCUGGCUCCCCUGAUAGCGUUGGCUCAGGCACUAGCCAGGGAGAGUCACCAGCCAAAGCUGGGCACCAGGCCACAGGAGGCCAAGGAGCAAACACAGACUGCAGGCCACCAGACGACGCCGUGUUUGACAUCAUCACGGAUGAAGAGCUGUGCCAGAUUCAGGAAUCUGGCUCCUCCUUGCCUGAAACACCCACCGAAACAGAUUGUCUGGACCCAAACGUGGCCGAACAGGACAUAUCAAACUCAGUAACACCUGAGGACAUGGAAGACAUGCCUGUGGGGCAGGAUGCUGAGAUCUGCCUGCUGAAGUCUGGAGAACUGAUGAUCAAAUUACCCCUAACAGUGGAAGAGAUUGCCAACUUUGGGGAGGGCAACAGGGAGCUGUUCGUGCGGUCCAGUACCUACAGCCUGAUCCCCAUCACAGUGGCUGAGGCAGGCCUCACCAUCAGCUGGGUCUUCUCCUCUGACCCCAAGAGCAUCUCCUUCAGCGUGGUCUUCCGAGGGGCAGAAGACACACCACUGGAUCAGUGUAAGGUCCUCAUUCCCAUGACCCGGUGCAAUUCCCACAAAGAGAACAUCCAGGGCCAGCUCAAGGUCCGCACACCAGGCAUCUACAUGCUCAUCUUCGACAACACCUUCUCAAGGUUUGUCUCCAAAAAAGUAUUUUAUCGCCUGACAGUUGACCGGCCUGUGAUCUACGAUGGAAGCGAUUUCCUGUAGCUUCAAGCACCUGGAUUUAAAUAGCUUUGCUUCAUCCACAGGAAACACUACUCUUCCUCACCUGACACACAAAGCACUAAAAAAAAGAAAAGCAGCUGCUCCAAAGCUCCUCCACCCUGCAGCUCUGGAAGAGAGGCCCCUGGGCUGCUCCUCAGAAGCUGCGUUGCUCAGGAGCACUGUGUUCUGAACGCUACGCACUAGUCACUCUUAGCCUGUGGAUUUUCAGGUUCAAGCAGCCUUUCCAUUGAUUAGAAACCUAGCUGUCCUCACACCCAAAGGACACUCUGCCAAGGUUUAAAAACUCAGGAGACCAUCAGCCUCUCCUGGGAGCACUGUUGGUUACAGGCCUCCUGUGGAAAGUUUCACAGGCCAGAGGUGAUCCCGACUUCUGCCUGUAGAAAGAUGCCCUGCUCUGCUCCGCCCAGGGCUUGGCCUCCUGGUGACUGGGAGCCGGGUGCCCUGGGCGCACCCUGUGAGUCCUCAGUCUGUGAGGACCUCGGGUACUCCCAGGGAAGAGAGACCACAGGGCUGUCAUGUGAGGGUGCCAGGGCCCCCCAAGACCCCAGCCAGCCUUCUCCUCCUGUCGUGCUCCUGUACCUUACUGCCCCAGUAAGUUCAGGGUUGCUCCAGAGUUCAGCAAUUUUGGAGGGGAUGUAACCUGUACUUUCCUUUUGGCCCUCUGUCUGGGUGAUUCCAUCUGCAAGCAAAGCCCUACAUUCAGCCAGGCCUCUCCAUAGCUCAAAGCAUCGCCCUAAGAAUCAGAAUUGAAGAUAAUCCAGGAAACAAACCCACCAUAGUGUGGGCCUGCAGGGGCUCUGUGUAUGCUGCCGCUAAAGCCCAAAUGCUGGCUGACGUCAGUGCCAUAACCAGAAAGCAGAAUUGUGUGCUGGCUGUAGGCUCCCUCCUCAGCUGAUGGCCUGUCCCCUAUAUAAACAGAAGCUUCUGCUUCACCUGCAGACGUAUGUUUACUAAUGAUCAUAGCCAGGUUAGAACCACUGUCAACAACUGGGGCCUCCUUAACAAAAGUCGUUGGUAACUUAAGUACCAAAGUAACAGGGUAAACAGAGGCAUACAAAGUAAAGAGGGGAAUAAUUGAUUCUUGGUCCCCACGGCUCACCUGCCAGAUUCCUCAGCACCUUUUUUGGCUACUUCCUGCUGCUCAGCCUGACACCUAGGAGACAUCUCCACUUGAGGCAGAUGGAUCCUGUCUCCUUUUCCUGGACAAGAAUUAAAUAACCUGUUCUCUGUGGCCCUUUUCUUCCACCACAGAGAGCUCACUCUUGAUGGCCGCUUUGUCCCUUGUUCACAGAGGCCAGAGUGUCUGACAAAAUGGCCCACUUUGGCCAAGGAGGAGGGAAAACACUGGCCAGGUUGUCUGAGGAUCUGAAUGCUGGGCCCCGCCUCUCUUCCAGCUAGCCCGGGGGCCCGAUUCAAGUCACACCACCUCUCAGAGCCUCACUUUGUCAUUCAUAACCCUGGUCUGACAGCCUUUGAGGGCUUGAGAAUGUGUCAAGGACUCCAAGCCAAGACCCCAAACUCACCAUGCACCAGCAGCCACAGCCUCACCACCAGCAAAGAGGACUCUUGUGGGGCCACGAGUAAGAGGAGUUACUUCUGAAAUGGACUCAGACCUUUAAUUUAGACAGCAGAGUUGGGCACUUCCAGUCCAUCUGAGAGAGGCAUGGGAAACAGUGAACAGAACCUUUCAACGAGGUUAGCCUGGAGGAAAGCUGAACAUCCUGGCUUCUGUGUGCUUGGAGCAGCCUCCUCUGGCAGAAAGCCAUCGGGUGCUCUGUUGUCUCCCACUGCCAAGGGCCUGACUGGGCUCAGCACUGGGACAGAAGAUGGCCAGGCUCUCUAGAGCCUCUCCCAAACCUUGUGUUUGUCCUCACAGGCAUGCAGCAUGGCCUGAGAUGAUUCAAGAGCAAAUUAUCCUACAUUUGAAUCCAUCCACCCUCUUACAAAGGAUAAUUGGAAGUCAGCUUGUUCACCAUAAGAAAGAAACUUAACAAAAGAAAACCCAGAGCUGUCUACAAUCUUAUUUUGAGUGCUGAACUUUCCCGGAAUGCCUUGAAGACUCUGGCCAAGCUGAUGGCCUUCUGCCAGUGUCAUCGCCACCUUUUGCAACAAGAAUCACCAUUCACUGAGUUAGCGGUUGGGGCCUGUGAAGGACCUGGCACUUUCCAGCUGAGAUCCAUUCUGAAUGUCAUCACAGCAGGGGAUCAAUUGCAGCUUAAAAAACAACCUGGCUCUUGUGUGCACCCCCUUCAAAGAUGACUGCCCUUGUACAAAAAAGGCCUUUGCUGUAUUCAGAGGACUGCCCAGUGCCCCAGUGGUCACUUCCUAACUCUUUGGUUUCAUUAGCAUAUUUAUUUUUUGUGCUGGAUGGAUAUUUGUACUUCAUUAGUUUGCUGUUCAAGCUCAAGUUUGCUAUGCACGACGCAGCUAGAGAACAUCUUAGCCUUCUUAAAGUGUGGCUUUUGUAAAUAGCUUUAUUCUUACUUUAAACAGGUUCCCAACUUUACUGAAGUUUGGGGGCUGGUAUUUUUUUAAAAAGGCAGGUGACAAGUGAAGAAACCACCUGCUGAAGACAGUAGUGCAAGCGAGACUGAAUUACCCUAGAAUCUGCCAAGAGGGAAACAUCCUUGGGAUCCCAGAUCACUGUUCUUUUUUAAAAAGCACAGCCCUUUUGACAGCCUAGCUCUCUGAAUAACCAGUGACACUAGUGCCACUGCCACUAAUCAGCUUCACUUGAAAAACACAUCAACCUCUGUCAGACACUCUCAUCCACAAACAAGGAAGCGUGUUUGGGAUCGUGUGUUGUCCUCCACGUCUGAGUGGACGUCGGAGAACUUGACUUGAGCACACUCGACUCCAGUGAGACUGGACCAAGAGCAGGCAAAGAAAUUCCCGAGCAGGAAUCUGGAACUGAAAAACCCCACAGGGUUUGGAAAGUAGAAAUGAAAAGCCACAUAAUAUACCUUGAAAAUAAAGGAGAUGGCGUUUCUGAAAUUUUUCAAUUGUCACCCAAGGUGGUGAAGCCAUUCCAGGCCCACAUGAAAGGAAAUCGCCAUUUGGGGAUGAAAUCAGAGUCUGUGUUUUAUGAUACGGUUAGAUGUUUGCUGAUGUAAUUUUAUAGGAGUUUCAUUUUUAAAAUAACCUUAGUAAUUCUACGUAUGAGAAUUAUUUAGGCCAAGAAGCUGUCCUUGGCUCAGAGGUACUGAGAAUUAAGCAGAGGUGAGCCUUUUGUGAUGCUUAGAACCAAGGAUUGUCGUAGUCACAGAGACCAUUGAGACAGCCAUCCACGUUUACCAAACGCUUAACCAGAAGAACACUUCUUAGAGGAACCUUGGGUAAAUUUUUCUCAUUUCAUUGCAGUUCUUCCAAGGAAACAGGGAAGACUGAGUCAAUAAUUCCCUUUUCCUCAUAAGAACUUUUUUAAAAUAAUAAAGUAUAUAUUCAAAUUUCAGGAGACAUUUCUGAUAGAAAGGCUUCUUAGAACCUUAUGACAUGUUACCCAGAGACACUCUGCCUCUCUGGUGCCUGCAGACAUUACCUAAGCCUCAGUUGGAAGGCUUAAAAAAUGUAAUUGCACUUUAAUUGACUAAUCUCCUCCAAUUCACGUGGCCUUAUGGGAUGGUGGGUAUGGGAACCCAUUUCAUUCUUACCAGCCAAAGAAUUACCCAGAAGCACAUCAAAUACCAACACCCCAGCUGCACAAUGGGGGUGGGAAACUUCUGUAUCCUAAAACAUAUUCCUUUAUAGUGUCUGCUAUGCCAUUUGGAAAUAUUUUAUUUUUUAACCUCAGGAUUUAAAUAAACACUAUGAAUUUAGAGUA